Mycena citricolor is the source of this 515-nucleotide messenger RNA. NCBI's taxonomy places the organism in Eukaryota, Fungi, Basidiomycota, Agaricomycetes, Agaricales, Mycenaceae. The record is from the annotation of a GenBank genome assembly.
GGGGUAUCAGUUAUAUUUCUGCGAUUCUUUGUUUAGGUUACUUGAGUUAUAGCUCUAACUCUGCUGCGCGCGGUAACAAGGUCUCCGCUAGUCCUUUAUGUGACGUAUAUUUCUAGGAACUUUAUCUGUUCCCCUCACGCGCUCCGCUCCGCGCCUGCGGACCGCAGUGCGCAGCAGCCGAGUGAAGGUUGCUAAAGCAGUCCGCCCUGCGCCCUGCAGCGCUGGGCGAGCACACUUGCGCGCGGGCUGAAUGACAUUAGUAGUAAUCAUUAGUAGCCUUAGUUUAACUAAUUAUUAAUAAAGAAGGGUCCUAGUUUCUAAACUCGUAUUACUGCCUGCGAGCGCGAAGCGAGAGCAGGAUUCGCUCCUGCGCUCGCCAGCAGCGCACUGCGCUCGCCCAGCGGAGCGCGCGGAGCGGUGGUUCUGCUUUAUGCGCUUCGCUCCCUUCGGGGGCGCACUGCGCCCUGCGGGGAGAUAAAUUUUAAUUCAGCUUCAAGUUACUUCCUUCUGAUAGU